UUGCAAAAAAGGGGAGGAGGGGCUGGUUGAAGCUAAGGGCCAUGGCGUCUUCCUUUGUCCCUAAGGACAGGGAAGAGCUUCUGCUACGGACGCCAUUGACGUUUGGGUUCUCUGCACCCACAGAUAUGUAUCAGCCAACGCAACAGCAGAGACGCGUUGUCCUCCUCUCGCGAUGAGUUCCGCGGUGACGCAUCCAGUGAGAGGCACAGGGCUAAGAUGAAGAAGAUGUCAAGAAACAACCCGCACACCGGUAGAGUGAAACAGAUGAAGGGCCUAACCCACGAUCCUAUAUGCUCGGUGGAGGAUAACCAGGCCAGGCCCCGCCCAAUGUCGGCUCUCACCAACAGAGACCUCGGCAGUGGCUACAGACCUCCUGGGUCGUCUCGCUACUCUGCUAAUACCAACAAACACCUCUAUGCUGUCGGAGUCGUCCCGGUGACCUAUGCGUGGCGAGACGAGCUGAUCAGGAAGACGAGGAAGGCCAUCAGCAAGGCCCUGGGUCGCGAGGAUCCUCCAACUAGACCUCUCAGUAGACAGAGCUCCAGAGGAGAGGCUCAUCAGUUUUACCAUCUCGAUGACAAGGCAUUGCUGGGGAUGCUGUGUCAGUUACUGCGGACAGACUCUGUCCCCAGAUGUCAGGAAUGGCUCAGCGACGCCUCUGCAGACCAGAAGGACAUAGUUCUGAACAUGAUUCGAGUGGCAGCUCUAGGAGAAGAUGAUCCAACCGAUCUUCCCUCCAGACCUCCCUCUCGGUACGUGUGGAAUCCUCCACCCACUCAUCGGUCAAGGCGACGCUACUCUGACCCUCUACUGCGGGAGAGCUUUGCACUAAUGUCUCUCAACGCACACCCUCGCUACCUCUUCUCCCAGCAGAACCCUGGCUGGGGAGGAGAUGGGGGAGGGAGGAAUGACUGAAAGAACUCCUGAUUCAGCAGAAAUGUCAUUAAACACAACAGUAGUAGGGAUAUUGUUUUGGCCAGUAAAAUUUCGAACAUAUCUGAACACUUUGGAAGUAUCGUUGGAGCGGAGGGACAUCAGCAACUGGGAUUCAAAUUUAGACUUUGCUGACGAUAUAUGCUGCUGCAACUGUUGUUCUAAAAUUUCAAUCUUUGAUGAUCUGA
Geodia barretti is the source of this 1121-nucleotide messenger RNA. NCBI's taxonomy places the organism in Eukaryota, Metazoa, Porifera, Demospongiae, Tetractinellida, Geodiidae. The record is from the annotation of a GenBank genome assembly.